AUGUCUUCCAAGCUCGUACGAAUUACUAUUCUUGUCCGCAAAAGGGAUGAUUUGAGCCAUGAGGAGUUUCAUAAAUACUGGUCUGAGAAGCAUCCUGAUAUCUGGCUUUCCGUGCCUAUUGUGCAAGAGAAGAUCGUCAAAUACUCCCAGUUCCACGCAAACGAAGCUGUUCGGAGCGCCUACGGGUCCGCAAUGCCGCUGGCGUCCUACGACGGCGCUGCUGAGAUGUGGGCGGCAAGUAUGGAGGACCUCCUUGAGGUCUUUACAAACGAAGAGUAUCUGAGGAUUGUUGUCCCAGAUGAGCAGAAGUUUCUCAAGAGAGAGGAAGCCCAGAUGAUUGUUGGUUGGGAAGAGCCCAAGUGGCUUGACGGUAAGAGGGUGUGA
Messenger RNA from Clonostachys rhizophaga, 384 nucleotides. The record is from the annotation of a GenBank genome assembly. Lineage: Eukaryota; Fungi; Ascomycota; Sordariomycetes; Hypocreales; Bionectriaceae.